Messenger RNA from Fonsecaea monophora, 981 nucleotides. RefSeq lists its product as hypothetical. The record is from RefSeq and is a predicted model, not a curated record. NCBI's taxonomy places the organism in Eukaryota, Fungi, Ascomycota, Eurotiomycetes, Chaetothyriales, Herpotrichiellaceae. Bases 1 to 981 code for a protein of 326 amino acids. The transcript has 7 exons. Gene Ontology annotation, molecular function: hydrolase activity.
AUGCCGUCCAAAUACUCCGAACUCGGUAAGCCGACGAAAGAAUGGGAAGAAUUUUACGCGAACCACUUCGACGAUGUCCCGGUCCUUGUUGGCACGCCCGAGCACAUGCGAAAGAUUAUGGUGGAGCUGAAGAAGCGAGCCCAAGCCCAGGUCCCACCCAUCACUGAAGGGUUAAAGGUCAGAGACGAGCAGAUACCGACAUCCGACGGUGCCUCUAUAGCCCUGAGGAUUUAUCAGCCAACAUCGGGGGAGAAUCCAAAGCCGGCUGUCUUCUACAUCCACGGAGGAGGCUGGACCCUGGGCGAUCUCGAGGGCGAGGAUUUGACGUGUCGGGCAAUGUGUGUGAGGGCAGGAGUAGUGGUUGUCAGCGUCGACUACAGGCUUGCUCCAGAGUACCCGUUCCCACGAGGCACCGAGGAUUCUUGGGAGGCAUUGAAAUGGACGAUAGACAAUCACGGCAAUCUGGGAAUCGACGUGAACAAUAUCAUCAUUGGAGGAAGCAGUUCAGGGGCCCACACAACUGCUGUCCUUUCCCACCGCGUCAAGGAUGGGCAGCUCCCUAUCAAAGGCUCGAUCAUGCGCAUCCCGUCCGUCUGCCACAUCGAUUGCUACCCGCCGGAACUGGGCCUCCACAGCCUCGAAGAGCUCAAAGAUGCGCCGCUCCUCUCCAAGCGCUCGAUGGAACUGUUCUACGGCUACCUGAACCCACCGGACCCGUCGAACCCAGAGGCGUCUCCUCUCCUGAAUCCGACGUUCAAGGGCCAUCCCCCUACCUACAUGCAGGUAGCAGGGAUGGACCCAUUACGUGACGAGGGUCUGGCGUACGCAGACAAGCUCCGGGCAGCUGGCGUCCCGGUCAAGCUCGAUGUGUAUCCGGGUCUUCCACAUGCUUUUGGGUAUUUCCCCAAGCUCACGGCGGCGAGGAAGAACGCCGAAGACCUGAUCGCUGGGAUCAAGUGGCUUCUCGGAGGUGCUCAAUAG